This is a messenger RNA of Microbotryum saponariae, 1683 nucleotides long. Lineage: Eukaryota; Fungi; Basidiomycota; Microbotryomycetes; Microbotryales; Microbotryaceae. The record is from the annotation of a GenBank genome assembly.
AUGACUGAACGCUUCCACGAGCCGAGAAGCACUAGCACCGACACCGACACCGACGCCGUGGUCUCAUCUCCGGACAUCACCACUCGCGAGCUUGCGAGACCACCUUCCGUGCCGCCCCCGACUCCACCGCCAACCUUAACACCUGAUGAAGCCACACCAUCUACAACGACAGAAACCGAUGCGAGUGGGGACAGUAAUAUGAAGGGGCCUAUAUCGCCGCAAGUAGCAGCUAGCGUUCAUGGAACCGACGGGUCAUCACCGCCCCGACUAGACGACAGCCGCCCCGCCGUUGCUCCGCUCGCCGUUCUCGCCGAGGCAGCCUCGGUACAAUCGGCUUGGCAGGAGGGGUUACUCAACGUACCAUCCCCGCUAGCCAACGUCGAAGAGUGAGUUGGUGCCCAUUUUACGGUACCGUGUUGCCAUUUCCUAUCCCGACGGUGUCGGUUCGAAUAGGGGAAGGCGGUCGGGCGGGCGAGGAUCGAGGCGAAUCUAGAGCGGAGCACCGAACGUUGUCUAGCGCUUCCCCCAUCCCCGAGCCGUCCCCGACGACCCUCCUUUCGACGACCGCGAGCUGACCUCGCGUCGUACCACCUCGCCUUUAGAUCUUUUGAGCUCAAGAUUAUUCAGCAACCGGGGGUCGGCGCCGAGGCUGGAUUCGGCAAGAUGACGCUUGGGCGGGUGAGUUGCGCCGCUUAGCAAUCUUCAGGCGCCUUCUCCCUUCUCCUUUUUCGGCGCACUUCGGCCUCGUUCGCGUUCGAGAGAGCUGACCACGCCUCGUCUUCCUAAACAUGGGAUUGCGUAUGUUGACGCGCAUGAUACCCCAUUUUUGGUUCCCUUCAUCACUGUCAGCUUCCCGUGGUACCCGCACCUGUAGUACAAGUCUUGGCCAAAGACACCCGAGGACGACCCAUGUCAGUACUCCCAACUCGUCUUCGGCAAGGAGUCAUUGUUCCCUCUGCGUGAUGUAUACUGCGUUCUCCAAUACUAUGCUAAGGUCUCGACCAUGGAUUUGGCCUUACUUCAAACAGAGAUCGGGAAUUUCCCUACCUGUUCUGCUCGUGUGCACUCAAGGCGAAAGACGGGACCUCGCCCAUCGACUCGGCCCAAGCCUCGACUCCUUUCGACACCGCUCCGCCGCCAAUUCCCUCAACCUCUUCCGCUGUAUUCUCGCCUCAAAUCGAGCCCGAGUUCAGCGCUCUUGUCGGAAAUCUGGUCAGCAACAGUCAGCGUGCGACCAAUCUCGACGGCGAUUUAGGGAACUACUUUGUGUUUGAAGACCUAGCCGUGCGGGGGAAGGGCACGUACAAGCUCGAGUUUCGAUUGGGCAAGAUGUGAGUCGUCGGAGGUUUCGGUGCGCGUGUUGAUUCGAGGAAAGGAGAGGCUGAUCGUCAUGUGCGCCUGUGCUCAAUGCUCCAGACAACGUCCUUCAUCGCCCAAGCUGGCAUCGGUCGUCUCUGACGCCUUCGACGUUGUUGACUGGCGUGAUUAUCCGGGGAGGCCAGCAGAUAGUGAGCCCUGCGCGGUGUCGGUAGGCCGGCCGGGCCUGCAUGCUUGUGCCAGCUGACGCGCUCUCGUGAUGUCGUUCGAGCAGGAGUCCUCACCAAUUUAUCCAGACACUUGGCGAACCAGGGGAUCCCGAUGUACAUCCCUCCGCUGCAUCAGCUGCCGGCGCUUCCCGAGUGA